UCAAAUUCAAAUUGUGAUUGUGCCAAGCGAAGCUUGGGCAUUGGAAUUUGGAUAUUUUUUUAUAAAAUUCCUGAAAGAAACAUUGUAAUAUUUUUUAUAAUAAAACCACAACAAUGAGUGAAAAACUUAAGGAGUUGCGCGAGAGGUCUCAGAAACGAAAGAAAUUGCUAGCACAAACGUUAGGAGUGUCGAGUGUGAGUGAGCUGCGGCAUGCGCUAGGAGCAACUGUGGAUGUGCUGCCGAAGAAGCAGGCGUCGACCGAGUAUACUGCUGAUGGUAACGAGAAACCUACACAGAAGGAAACUGAUAGCCUUGUUUAUACCGACUCUUCUACUUUUCUGAAGGGUACCCAAUCGUCCAACCCUCACAAUGACUACUGCCAGCACUUCGUGGACACGGGGCAGCGGCCACAGAACUUCAUCCGCGACGUGGGGCUGGCGGACAGGUUCGAGGAGUACCCCAAGCUGCGCGAGCUCAUCAAGCUGAAGGACGAGCUAAUCGCCCGCACUGCCACUCCGCCCAUGUACUUGAAGUGUGACCUCAAGACGUUCGACCUCAAGUCAAUGGGCAGUAAGUUCGACGUGGUACUGGUGGAGCCGCCGCUGGGCGCGGGCUGGCGCUGGCGCGACGUUCUGGCGUUGGAGCUGCAUCACAUCGCUCAGCCGCGCUCCUUUGUGUUCCUCUGGUGCGGCAGUUCUGAGGGCUUGGACAUGGGGAGGGAGUGCCUUAAGAAGUGGGGUUUCCGGCGCUGUGAGGACAUCUGCUGGAUCAAAACCAACAUCAAUAACCCUGGACACUCCAAAAACCUGGAGCAUAACGCCGUGUUCCAGCGGACCAAGGAGCACUGCCUCAUGGGCAUCAAAGGCACUGUGCGGAGGUCGGUGGACGGCGACUUUAUCCACGCGAACGUGGACAUAGACCUUAUUAUAUCUGAGGACCCAGAGUUCGGCAGCAGCGAGAAACCCAUAGAGAUCUUCCACAUCAUGGAGCAUUUCUGCCUGGGCCGCAGAAGAGUGCAUCUCUUCGGCAAAGACUCCACCAUCCGACCAGGUUGGGUCACCAUUGGGCAUGAGUUAACUAAUUCCAACUUCAACGCAGAACUGUACGCUUCAUACUUCACUGAGGGCCGCGAAACCACCGGCUGCACCGAGCGGAUAGAAGCCCUGAGGCCCAAAAGUCCCCCCAAUACUAGUAAAGGGGCCCGGCCUAGGGGGAGGGGAGGAUUCAGGGGCAGGGGUCGCGGGAGAGGCGCUAUUUAGUGGUAUUUUAUACUAUCAUAUGGACUUGUGGAAUAUUUACUAUUGGUAACACUAACAAUUAACACCACAUUCUAACAUCAGGAUUCAUAGUCAAGACUUUAAAGGACGAUUCAGACACAUCCUUAGUCAAAAAAUCUAAAUCAAAAAUCAUUUAUCCAAAGUAAGUUUUAUUGUACUCCUUUUGAUGGUCAGAAUUGGUAGAUUUGUAAGAUGAUAUAGUGGUGAUUUUUAAUUACGUACACUAAAAACUACGAGGGUUCCGGACGCGCCCGGUCUGAGAAGACCCCUCAAUAAACUCAGCGUUCAACUUUUUUUUUUGUUGGCUUAUACUAUUUGCUUACGCGAGAGACGUAAUAUGUGAUGAAUAUGAAAAGGUAGAUAAAUAAGCCUCAGCUUCAUACAAAUGUGCCCAAGGUUCUGUCUCCAAUAACUGUAAGUACAUGAUAUGGCAUGGUUUUGUUAGUGUUGCCAAUAGAUAGCGAUAUGUAAGCGUGUAUCGAGUGACAAUUUUAUUAUUUUUAAUAUAAUAAUUUUAAUAUUUUA
Maniola jurtina (meadow brown) is the source of this 1802-nucleotide messenger RNA. It is a transcript of the gene Mettl14, whose product is annotated as N6-adenosine-methyltransferase non-catalytic subunit. Gene Ontology annotation, molecular function: mRNA binding. The coding region runs from base 114 to 1259 and encodes 381 amino acids. Gene Ontology annotation, cellular component: RNA N6-methyladenosine methyltransferase complex; nucleus. Lineage: Eukaryota; Metazoa; Arthropoda; Insecta; Lepidoptera; Nymphalidae. The transcript has 7 exons. The record is from RefSeq and is a predicted model, not a curated record.